AUGUACGAAGUACCUGUCUGGAUUGGAACGAUGUCUCGUCGUGCGCCGAACCCCGCCCAAGAGCGGGCUCAGAAGAACCAGCAGACGCUUAAGAACCUCCUCAAACUGGAGCCCAACAAGAUAUGCGCAGACUGCAAGACUCACAAACAUCCCCGAUGGGCUAGCUGGAACUUGGGCAUCUUUGUCUGCAUCCGCUGCUCUGGCAUCCACCGAGGCAUGGGAACCCACAUCAGCCGAGUCAAAUCCGUCGACCUCGAUUCCUGGACCGAUGAACAGCUACAGAGCAUGCUCAACUGGGGGAAUGCGAGGGCGAACAAGUACUGGGAGGCCAAAUUGACUACGCGGCACGUGCCCUCCGACAGCAAGGUAGAGAGUUUUAUUCGGACAAAGUACGAGCUCAAGCGAUGGGUAAUGGAUGGACCAAUCCCCGACCCCUCUACUCUCGACGACGGCGACGACAUCCCCCUGAGCCUGGUCAAGGAGAAGCAGACAAUUGAGCACAAGGAAUCGAUACGCAAGGCCUCCAUCGGGCAGUCCUCGAAACCCGGGCCCGCCUCGACCCCUGUUGCCGAUCUCAUUGGCGGAGACCCCAUCCCCCAGCGCGCCAGCACCACGAGUCCGCCGGCUCCCCGCAUCUCCAACAAGGCCGCUGCGGCCCCGCCCAAGACGACAAAUACAAAGGAUUCUUUGCUGGGGCUAGAUUUCUUUGGUGAGCAGGCGGCCGCCCCCGCCCGGCCUGCCAGCACUACGGGUACGCAAAACGCGGGCGGUUCCUCGAGACCCGACCUCAAGCAGUCCAUCCUGUCGCUCUAUGCCACGGCACCCAGGCCCCAGGCCCAGCCCGUCCUCCAACAGCCCGUCGCCCAGCAAUUUGGCGGCAUGUCCCCUGCCCCUCAGCAACCCGCCGGGGCUUGGUCGAUGCCUUUGGUGGCCUCAGCUUCGGCAAUACUACUACACAGUCGCCGCCUCCUCCGGCAGUUGACCCUUUGCGUCAUUCGGCUCCCCUCCCUGGCUUCCAAACCCUUGGCGGCAGCGCCUCCCUCCAACGCCUUUGGGGGUCUCGGCGGUGGAGGUUUCUUCAGCGCCAAACCCGCCCAGCCCCCUGCCCAGACGCAACCCAAGUCUCCCGGCAUCGCCUCUCCAGCCGCCGCCGCCCCGGCCCCUGCCGCGCCCGCGCCUACGCAGACCUCUAGCUCCGCUGCGCCGGCCGCCGCCGCCGCGUCUGCCGCCACCGUUGGCCUGGGCUCCAAUAGCUGGGCAACCAACGACGUCUGGGGCGACAACGCCUGGGGCAGCACAGAACCUGCCGCCAGCGCCGCAAAGCCUGCCGCGCCACCGGCGGCCACGACAACGACAACCAACGACUUUGGCUGGGGUAGCUCGAGCAUGACGGCCAGCGGUUCCUCGCCAGCCCCCUCGCCAGCCAGAGUGGCCGCCGACGAGGAGUUUGGUGGCUGGAGCAGCGGGCCCUCUGCCAGCGCGACCACGACACCGGCCGCGAGCAAGCCUUCUGGUGGAUUCGGAGGAGGUAGCGAUGACUUGUUUUCCAAUGUUUGGCAGUAA
Molecule: messenger RNA, 1563 nt
Organism: Parascedosporium putredinis
Lineage: Eukaryota; Fungi; Ascomycota; Sordariomycetes; Microascales; Microascaceae
Source: the annotation of a GenBank genome assembly